CUACACCCCUGUAAAUUGAUAUUUACUUCGCCGACUACACAGCUAGCCCGGUUAGCCAUUCCUGAACUGAGCUUCUCUCAAACAUCAUAUCGUGAAAUCUAGUUAAAGCAUCAUGGCACCAGCAGCAACACAAUUCGAGCUCGCGCAACCGCCCAACGACGCCAUCUCGGCGCUCGCCUUCGCGCCCGAUUCGCCGUCGCGGCUCCUCGUCGCUUCCUGGGACAAGAAUAUCUACCUAUAUGACACGCUCCAGAGCAGCGAUGAGAACAGCCAUGGCUCCCUACUCCAGACGUACGAGCACCGCGCGCCCGUGAUGGACGUAUGUUUCGGCAGGGACAGCAGCGAGGCCUUCAGCGCCGGCAUGGAUUGGCAAGUCCGACACAUCGACCUCGAGACCGGCGACCAGAGCACCUUGAGCAAGCACGCGGCGCCCGUAAGGCGGGUUGUUUAUAGCCGGGAACACUCCCUCCUCAUCUCCGCCUCCUGGGACAGCACCCUCCACGUCCACGACCCAACCAACCCCUCCCUCACACCCCUAACCAUCCCGCUCCCCGGAAAACCUCACGCCAUGGCCGCGUCCCCAUCGAAAGUGAUCGUAGCCAUGACCUCGCGACUCGUACACAUAUACGACCUAUCCGCGCUCUCAGCCGCACUGUCAUCUCAAACAAACGAAGCCCCACAACCAUGGCAACAGCGCGAGUCCUCCCUGAAAUUCCUCACGCGUGCCGUCGCCGCCAUGCCUUCGGACGCGGGGUACGCGACGUCGUCGAUCGAAGGGCGCGUAGCAGUAGAAUGGUUCGACGCGAGCGCGGAGUCGCAAGCGCGGAAAUACGCCUUCAAAUGCCACCGGACGGCACAACCCGCAGCCGACGGGUCGUCCGCGGACGUCGUGUUCCCAGUGAACGCGCUAGCCUUCCACCCAGUCCACGGCAGCACCUUUGCCUCGGGCGGCGGCGACGCCACCGUAGCCCUCUGGGACGCCGAAGCCAAGCGCCGCAUGAAGGUGUACCAGAAGUUCGCCGACAGCGUCGCGGCGCUGGCCUUCAGCGCCGACGGCCGGUACCUCGCCGUCGCCGUGUGUCCCGGCUUCGAGACCGGCAUGGAGGAUUACAGCGGCGAAGGACGGACUAAGAUUUUCGUCAGGGAGCUUGGUGAGAACGAGGCUUUGCCUAAGGGUAAGGGGAAGUAGGAGUAGGUGGAGGACAAUAGAUUUCCCGAAAAGAAAGAAAAGUCGAGGUUAUGCGGUCAUUUUUGGUGAUUCGGUUUAUCCCUCACUUGUUGAGAUCCUCUAUCUAAGGACAGGCUGAGGCCCGGAGCUGGCUGGCGUUAAAUGGAGAUGGGAAAUAUGAAUUCUACAUACAAAAUUUGCCCUUCGAUUGACCUGCGCCCGGUGCUGAUGAGUUCUG
Messenger RNA from Annulohypoxylon maeteangense, 1406 nucleotides. Its product is annotated as mitotic checkpoint protein BUB3. The record is from RefSeq and is a predicted model, not a curated record. Gene Ontology annotation, molecular function: ubiquitin binding. Gene Ontology annotation, cellular component: bub1-bub3 complex; mitotic checkpoint complex; kinetochore. Lineage: Eukaryota; Fungi; Ascomycota; Sordariomycetes; Xylariales; Hypoxylaceae. The transcript has 3 exons. Bases 113 to 1189 code for a protein of 358 amino acids. Gene Ontology annotation, biological process: mitotic spindle assembly checkpoint signaling.